This is a messenger RNA of Neoarthrinium moseri, 390 nucleotides long. RefSeq lists its product as uncharacterized. Bases 1 to 390 code for a protein of 129 amino acids. Lineage: Eukaryota; Fungi; Ascomycota; Sordariomycetes; Amphisphaeriales; Apiosporaceae. The record is from RefSeq and is a predicted model, not a curated record. The transcript has 3 exons.
AUGAAGACUUCCUGCGUCAUCUUUAUCGCUGCUUUCUUGCAGUCUGCGACUGCUCUGCCGUCCGAAGGGGCUGCCAAACUGGAAGCCCGAGCUAAGCCAAAGCUCAACCAAUACGCCAGUGUUGAAGAUUGCCAAGCUGACAAAAACAUCUUGUAUCACGCCGCGCCCGUCACAGGUCGAUGCUACGAUCUGGACGACAAGACUGGCGCCUUCUUCUCUAACGCUGGAGGUCGAUGGUUCCCGACGGUGUACACGGAGAAGGGUUGUGGCGGAGAGAGUUAUGUUCUUACAACCAUGGGAGAAUGCCCCAAGGCAGACCAUUGCAUGAAAGAUGCUACUUGCAUCAGCUCGAGCUACUACAGGAACUGGAAGUCUUACAAGGCGGCGUAA